Molecule: messenger RNA, 960 nt
Organism: Botrytis sinoallii
Lineage: Eukaryota; Fungi; Ascomycota; Leotiomycetes; Helotiales; Sclerotiniaceae
Exons: 2
Coding region: 1-960 (319 amino acids)
Biological process (GO): translation
Cellular component (GO): ribosome
Molecular function (GO): structural constituent of ribosome
Source: RefSeq, a predicted model, not a curated record
AUGCCUCCUCGAAUAUCCAUCAUUUCGCGAUUGAGUGCAACUCCUUUGUGUUUUCGCCCGAUCUCAAGUUCAUCAACAUGCUCUUUCUCAACCACAUCCGCAGCUAAUGCGGCUACAUUUGCCCAGCGAAGAGCGCAUAAAGAUCCUUACGCAUUAGCACAAUCUAGACAGAGAAAGCAGUCCAAUUUGGAAAGGCAAGCCGUGUUAAAGAAGGAGCGGGAAUCAUCAUUGGGGGAUCCGGUACGGGGUGUGUCGACACCAUUUCUGGAAUCUCUUGAUAACGUUGGAGGAUCCACACUCAAACUCGAUGCAACUAUAACCAAAGGUUCUGGAGAGGGCGCGAAGAUAAAAAAUGUCGACAAUGUUCUUUUGAAUCACUUCUUGACCCCAACUGAACUUCAAGGUGCCAUUCAACAUUCAUACUACCUUACAGAGCCUCUAUUGGCCGAGAAUCGAGAUCUAGCAGAUGUUCACGCCGAGGAGCAGGCAAAGAAACAGCACGAGGAGGCCCAUGCGAAUGCGGCCGCAGCAUUGGCACGUAUUGUAAGCUUAGAAAAUGCAAGUUCGAAGGAUAAGACCAGAGCGAAUAUUGUAAGGUGCAUAAAUACAUUUGGACGCCACCAGACGGAUGGAGUAUUGAGGCCCAGGGCACCCACGCGCGAUGCUAUUGAAGGCGCUGAUCUGCCAGAGAAGACACCAAGAGCUGGUCCUGACACCGGCAGUUCUGAGGUUCAGAUUGCGAUUUUGACUACAAAAAUCAGGGUCUUGGCGAAUCAACUGGAAUCGAAGCGGGGAAAUAAGGAUAAAGUUAACAAGAGAAAUUUGCGUUUGUUGGUCCACAGGAGGCAGAAGCUGCUAAACUAUUUAAGGAAAAAGGAGCGAGGAAGUGAUAGAUGGGAGAAUUUGAUCGCAACCUUGGGCUUGACAGAGGGUACAUGGAAAGGGGAGAUCAGUCUGUAA